UGUACUUUAUCUGUAAUAGUUAAACCAUCGAUUCGUCAGAUUCUUUUCACCUCGAAUAUCACCAUGCAUGUGGGGCGAUGAUUAUAAACAUUAUGGCCGUUCAAAUACAGCUAUGAAUUAUAUUUAUAUGUAUACACACAAGUGAUGGUACAAAACUAGCUCAUUAAAAACCUUGUGUAUAUAUAAAGUUUAGUAAACCUUAUCAUGGCAAACAAAACGACAUCAAUUCAGAACAAGUCAUACUAUUCUUCGGCGGGGAAGUUUAUUUGUAAACGUCAUUUCAACGCUGCCGUUGCCAAAAACCGAUUUCGUGAACACGCUGGAAAACGGGUCUAUAUUUUUAAAAAUUAGUCUCUUUCGUUUAGUCCAGAAUAUUUUGUUAUGAACAAUGUGCUUUGCACGAGCAUUAUUCAUAUAAUUUCAGUGAUCUGUCCAAUCCUGGACAAAGCUGUUUAGCUUGUCUAUAUAGAACAACCUAGCACCUUGCUCACAUACCAGAGCGUGCAAACAUGAUUUACAUUUCUAAUUACAAAGGUCACAAGACCUUUCAAGAUCAAGCCACAAACACUGUUAAUAUGUCAUAAAUGACCUUUUUAAUCGUGCUGCAUAAUAUACAAUAUAUGCUUGCUUUUGUAAGAGGAUAGAUAUUCUCAAAGGGUACUGAUAUUCUCGUGUUUUCAACUAUAUGAAGAGAGUUUGAGGAUUUAUAAGUUGUCAGCACUGCUAACUUGUGUAUAAUGAAUGAGGAAAACGCUGAGAAAGAGUCGAUUGGUCUGAGAAACGAAGGUGCUAUUCUCCUUGAGCAUCAAGUUCAACAUCCAGCUGAAGACGACGGGCAAAACAUGGCUUCGCCUUCGGUGAACGCAGAACCGACGAAGAACAAGAUGCGAGAUGGCAAGAGCGUUGUGGAUAUGGUGCUGGUUUAUGAAGUGCCUGAUCCUUCGACCCUGGACUCUGAAAAGGAGCAGCAAGAGGAAGAAGAUAAAAGAAAGAUUCGUGAUUUUUACAUCGAUGGUUUGAAAGCAGCUGACUUGGUUGUUGAGAUUGAUCAAUUAGUCGGUGCUAAAUCUGAGCCUGAGGAUGACAACGAAAACAAAAAAGACCCAACAGUAUAUUUCGUGAAGAUCCACGCUCCGUGGGAUGUUUGCACAAAAAUGGCGGAGGAAAUGUUCCUGAGAAUGCCUCUUCAAGAAUCAGACAUCAAGAUUAUGUCCACCUUGGAGACCUUGUUGGGAGAACAGCUUGUGGAAAGUAUUCGGGAGAAGAACCCAAUGGUAUAUGAUACAAAUAUUAUUCCUGACGACAAGAAAUACUUCACAGCUUAUUUUACCAAGGAACACGAGCGGCAGUUUCUUGGUGUGGAAAAUCAGGAAACUUUCUUCAGUCCGACGGACAGGAUUCGUAUGGUGGAACGAAUAAUGGGUCAGACGCCAUUCUCGGAAAAUAAAGAUCACGAUAUUGGGUUAGCAAAGCUCGUGUAUAGCAAAGCCUUCACAGGAACGUAUCCACUUCACGAUGGUCCGUGUGAGAUCCCCGAGGAUAGUGCACCUUCGAAUACUCGUCAAGCGUUGCGCUCUGAAUGGGCGAAAUUUGGGAAAUGGUACAAGUUCCAGCCUCUGGAUGCAAUCAAGGAUUACCUUGGGACUUCCAUAGGGUUAUAUUUCUCUUGGCUGGGCUACUACUGCACCAUGUUGGCACCAGUUGCUCUGAUUGGAUUCAUCGCGUUUCUUUAUGGCGUUAUUGACUCGGGUAGUUACCCUCCUGUUGUAGAUUGUAAAGAUAAAAAGAGUAAUUAUACCAUGUGUCCGCUCUGUGACAAGCAAUGUUGGUACUGGCUCCUGAGCGACACUUGCACCUACAUGCAAGUCGCACAUUUCUUCGACAACAAUUUCUCGAUUGCGUUCGCCUGCAUCAUGGCGAUUUGGUCCACGUUGUUCCUUGAAUUUUGGAAACGUCAGCAGAAUAUCUUGGCGUACAAAUGGCAUACCUGUGAUUUUGAGGAAGUCGAAGAACAGGUCCGCCCUGAGUACGCGGCUGUUGUGACGACCCUCAAAGAGAAUCCUGCUACAGGUCGUAUGGAACCCUACACUCCGAACAAAACCCUGUACAAGAAAUACGCUGGCGUCUUCAGUAUCGUUUUCUUCAUGAUAACACUCGUGAUCUUUGCCGUCAUCGCUGUUGUCGUGUAUCGUGCUGCGGUGUUUGCAGCUUCUGCAUCAAGUGAUGACAAAAAUGUACGGCAUAAUGCCAAAGUCAUAACCUCCAUGACCGCAGCUGUAAUCAACCUGAUCGCCAUUAAUUUGCUCAAGUUUCUUUACCAAUACGUCGCACUCUGGCUGACAAACUGGCAGAAUCCUCGAACACAAACGGACUGGGAAGAUAGUUACACCAUCAAAAUGUACAUUUAUCAAUUCGUAAACAUGUAUUCCUCCCUGUUUUACAUCGCUUUCUUCAAGAUUAACCUAUUCGUUGGCACCCCAGGACAUUAUCGGAGAGCCUUCGGUAAAUGGCGAUUGGACGGUUGUGGACCUCAGGGUUGUUUGGUUGAGUUGUGUAUUCAGCUGGUAAUCAUCAUGGUUGGACAACAAAUUAUCAGUAAUUUCACUGAAGUUAUGAUACCAUACCUGAUGAAAUUGUGGAACGAACGAAAGACUGAGAAGGCCAGUAUUACACAUCUCCCACAGUGGGAACAAGAUUACUUUCUGCCGGCAACAGAAGGGACAAUGUUUUGGGAGUAUCUUGAAGUUGUUUUGCAACUUGGUUUUGUGAUGAUGUUUGUCGCGGCCUUUCCGCUCGCUCCACUCUUUGCUUUCGCCAACGGGGUUCUGGAGAUCCGAGUUGACGCCAUCAAUUUCAUUCGCGAUCAGCGUCGUCCCAGUCCUAAAAUGGCAGAGGAUAUCGGGGCGUGGUAUCCAAUCAUUGAUGCCUUAUCCAGUUUCUCUGUUCUUGUUAACGCUUUUGUAAUUGCCUUCACGUCUGAUUUCAUCGCAAAGAUGGUUUACAAGUAUAGCUAUAGUGACGAUGGCUCUCUUGAUGGAUAUCUGAACAACAGUCUCUCUUAUUUCGACACCUCUCUCUGGACAAAUUCAUCCAGACCUCAAGAGCGGUAUGCGACUGGUAGCAUUAAAGUGCCUCCUUCAACCUGCAGAUACAUUGGCUAUCGAGAAACAGAAGCAGGCGAACCGUACACUAAACAACACUGGCAAAUCAUGGCUGGUCGUUUUGCAUUCAUUUUCAUCUUCCAGUUCAGUAUGUCCUUCCUCAAGAAAUUCAUAGCAUGGGCCAUUCCAGAUAUGCCCAGCACUCUGGUGCUAAAGAAGAAGAGGGAAGAGCUUAUCGCUGAAACGAAACUUCAUCAACAUAACGAUAAACGUGGCAAGACCUACUUAUAAUUUCUAGUUAUGGCUGACAUAAAUUAGACCUUUUACCGCGUUUUCAAAUAUACCUGGUUUUCAUUUUGCCGUAAAUGUUGUCUUAAAUGAAAUCGUAUUUUGCAAUGUAAAACAAUGGACUGAAAAAUGUUUUACAAAUCAGUUUAAGAUAUAUUAUAACGCUCCAAUGCAGAACUGAGAUUGAAAUGUUGACAACAGAGACACGCCAGGCGGCUUUAUGAAAAUCAGGUUUUAGGGUGUGUAAGUGUGUAAACGUACAAUAAUAAGUCAUUUCUGAGGCAUUUUCUUUGCAAACAGGGUUAGAUGUGCUCAAUGACUAGAGAUAAAAGACAUCAUUGUAAAAUGUCAUAUACAUAUAUUACUAUAGGAUAUAUUUACAAGCCAUACCAGUUAAAUCACUGCAUCCAAAUACUCGUAUCCCAAAUAUUUGAAAUAGGACAAGCCUCUUAGAAGCAUUCAGACUUCGGGAAUUGGGAAUUGGGAUAGGUCCUAAAUACCCGGCCAGCAUCUCAGUGAGCUGUAAUUUUACCUUUUAGCCUUUCAAUUUUUUCUCAUGAGUGGUUUUAGGAUGAAAGGUUAAAGGAUUCGAUCUGGAUAUGGCUUGACCAUUUGAUAAAUCAUAGCAUUCAUUGUGCAUGAAGAUGCAUGAAUAUUAGCACUUGGUUAAAUUCUUGCACUCGCGUGUUCUUCUCGUUUUCAACAUUUUGUACGUGUUGUGUAGCCUUAUGCCUUCAGAUACUAACAUAAUGCUCUUAAUUUCUAAUCAUUAGCGGGUUAAUUACCUAGAAAUUAGCACUUAUAGCUUACAUUCGUGAAAUACUAUAUUAAUUAGAAAGGUAAUGAAAUCAAUAAAUUUUUGCAACACAUU
This is a messenger RNA of Dendronephthya gigantea, 4260 nucleotides long. RefSeq names its product anoctamin-4-like. The record is from RefSeq and is a predicted model, not a curated record. Lineage: Eukaryota; Metazoa; Cnidaria; Anthozoa; Malacalcyonacea; Nephtheidae. Bases 738 to 3392 code for a protein of 884 amino acids. Gene Ontology annotation, molecular function: chloride channel activity; protein dimerization activity. The transcript has 6 exons. Gene Ontology annotation, cellular component: plasma membrane. Gene Ontology annotation, biological process: chloride transmembrane transport.